AUGCCGCGUCCCCAGGUCCAGGAAAGUAAUCGCAGACGCAUUGCAAAAGCAUGCCUGCACUGCCAGUCGGCCAAGUUGAAAUGCGACGGGAAGUCUCCCUGCAAUACGUGUGCCAGACGUCAACAGGCCGAGAGCUGCGCCUACUCCGACCGCGUCCGAUCAUAUGGCCAUCGGCGCCAAAGAGCACAGAAGGCGGCACCUGGUGCCAACUCAGAUGAGACCGAUGGCAUUAUUGAGAUUGCUGUUCCAAAACUGCCUCAGAGCCUCUAUGACACGCGCGGCAACGUUGUCUACCUCGGGGACUGCUCUGCGCUAUCAUUUCUCCAGAACAUACAAGAACUCAUCGAGCGCGCGGCCCAGCCAUCGAAUACCGCCAUCCAGACGCGCGAGUUCGAAGAGCUCCCGCCGGAUCCAGACGACCGGAGCCUCUCCUCUACAGGGAGCAUCGAGGACCUAACGGACUUGAUCAAGACUUUUUUCACAGUUACAUCCGGCCUCCUCGACAUAAUCGACCCCGCAGCCACCGAAAUCCUCCUGUAUCACUGGAUCCACGGCACGCUCUCCACCCACCGCGGCAGCGAAGCAGUCCUCUACCUAAUCCUCGCCUACGCAUCCCAAGCACGCGCCUCGAAUACAAAUAGCAUGGAGAAGCGCCGCGCACACUCCUUCUACCAUCACGGACGCCACAUCGCCCUCCUCCAUCUCACCGAUGACCCCAGUCUCGAGACGGUGCAGGCGUUUAUCCUGAUCAGUCUGUAUAUGCUCGCUGGCUCGAGACGGAACGGGGCGUUUCUGAAUCUGGGGAUUGCGAUUAGCGCGGCAAAGGCGUUGGGGUUGCAUCGCGUUGAGACGAAUAGGAGUUUUCCGGUGGGGGAGGCGAGGUUGAGAGAACGCAUCUGGGCGACCCUCCGCUACCACGACCUCUUCUUCUGCGCGAUGAUGGGCCGGACGUCUGCGACCAUCACGACCGACUGCACCGUGUCGUCUACUCAGCCGCCCUCAGCCCCCGACCCCAGCGUGCUGGCCACGCAGGAAACACCCAUGCUGUACUCCGCCCACGCCUUCUCGUUCAUGGAGCGCACCGUCAACGAAAUCUACACCAAGCGCACCGUCUCCAUGGGUAUACUGAAGGAUCUAGCGCAGGAACUCCGCGAGGCGAUCAAGAGCAUCCCGCAAGUCCUCGCUAUCCCUAUCCCCACGGCACACGUCCAGGGCACGGUCCCCCCGCAGGAACAUCCAGUCUUGCUACGGAACGCAAAUGUGCUCUGCAGCUACCACUUCGCAAUGAUGCUCCUGACCCGGCCGUUUGUCGUUGCGAGUCUGCGUGCGCGGCUUGGCUCGCAGUCGGCUCCUUCUACGGCUAUAGGCGUACCGUCCGAUUCUCAGAGCGACGCAGUCUACGAUGAACUCGCGACGAAUGCGCUGUCGUGUAUACACGCUGCAAUCGAAACGAUCCGUAUCUUACAUGCUCUCCUUAAUGCAGGAGCAUUAUACAGUAACAUGCCGCUGACCGUGGCAUGGACCUUUGUCUCCUCACUGACCAUCUGCUCCGCGUACUUUGGGCAGCUCGGCGCGUCAGACUCGAAUGAACACGCCAUCGCGCAGGCGCGGGAGAUCCUCGAGCAUUUCGCGCUGAGCAGUCCGCAGGCGCGCCGGUAUAGAGGGAUUCUGGGGACGUUGUCGGAUGCGGCUAUGCGCGGAAGGACUCGGCAGCCCUCUGAUGUAGAGCGCGGGGAGAAUUCAGCGGAGAUGGGAGAUAUGAGUCUGUUGGACUCGUGGAAUAUGAGCAAUUUCGACAUGGGCCAAUUCCCACUUGACCUAGGCAAUGCAGGGAGUAUCUGGGAUCUAAACUGGGUGGGCUCGCUGAUGUGA
Molecule: messenger RNA, 1872 nt
Organism: Aspergillus calidoustus
Lineage: Eukaryota; Fungi; Ascomycota; Eurotiomycetes; Eurotiales; Aspergillaceae
Source: the annotation of a GenBank genome assembly